Molecule: messenger RNA, 672 nt
Organism: Cucurbita maxima (winter squash)
Lineage: Eukaryota; Viridiplantae; Streptophyta; Magnoliopsida; Cucurbitales; Cucurbitaceae
Exons: 1
Coding region: 1-672 (223 amino acids)
Source: RefSeq, a predicted model, not a curated record
AUGGAGAAGAAUACCAAUGCCAAUGCCGAUAUCAAUACCGUCCCAGAGUCGACCUCUCCCGACCAACGUCAUGGCGGAGAAAGGUCUCCAAUGGCGGUUUCUCCACCACCCGCUAGCAUCGACGACAAUAACCCUACUCCUCCCGUCAUCAACCUCUCGUCCGUAGCACCUGCCCCAGAAAGAGGUACAACAGGCGACGUGGGAGUGUCGUCAUCGUCGUCACAUGGUCAUGUGGGAGGCGGUUCGAACACGGAGGUAGGGAAGAAGAGAGGGCGAGGAGACGGAGGAGAGCAGCAGCAGCAAGUGAAGGCUGCAAAGAAGAAGGGAGAGCUAACGGAGGUCCCAAAAGGUGACCCAAAAUGUGCGACUUGUAAUAAAGUGUUCAAAUCGUGGAAAGCACUUUUUGGACACUUGAGGUCUCACCCGGAACGGACAUACCGUGGGGCUCUUCCGCCGCCAACCGCCGCCGAGCUCGAUAUCCGCCACUGUCAGCAGCAGUUCGCUUCCACUUUGCUGACGGUGGCUCAGGGAGUGGCGGCGUCGAGAAGAGGGUUGGAUAUUGAUCUCAACCAGCCCUCCGCUGCUGAGGAGAGUGGGUCGCCUGAGAAGAGCGGCGGCGUGGGGUUCGAUCUCAACGUGGAGCAGCCGCCGGAGAGUGAGAACGAUGAGUGA